Molecule: messenger RNA, 915 nt
Organism: Emiliania huxleyi CCMP1516
Lineage: Eukaryota; Haptophyta; Isochrysidales; Noelaerhabdaceae
Product: GTP binding protein
Exons: 2
Coding region: 1-915 (304 amino acids)
Cellular component (GO): mitochondrion
Molecular function (GO): GTPase activity; GTP binding
Source: RefSeq, a predicted model, not a curated record
AUGGCAGCACCGCUCGUCUCGCGCCCUUCGCACGACGUCACCGCGGGCCGGCCGCCGAUCGAGUGGUACCCGGGCCACAUCGCAAAGGCCGAGCGGCUGAUGACGGAGGUGCUCUCGAUGGUGGACGUGGUGGUCGAGCUGCGCGACGCCCGCAUCCCCGACUCGACCGCCCACCCGAUGCUCGCGUCAUGGAUCGGCUCGCGCGGGCAUAUCCUCGCGCUCAACCGGAUGGACGCGGCUCCGGCGCCGUCGCUGACAGAGUGGGCCGCCGCGAUGGGCGCCGGCGGGCAGGCGCCCGUGCUCAUCGACGCCAAGAAGGGCGGCGGCGUGGCGGAGCUCAAGCGCGAGAUCCUCCGGGCGGGCGCGCAUGUCAACGCACGGCUCAAGCGGCGCGGCAUCAACCCUCGUCCGGUGCGGGCGGCGGUGCUCGGCUACCCGAACGUGGGCAAGUCGGCGCUCAUCAACCGGCUGGUCGGGCGGCGAAAGGCCAAGAGCGAGAACCGGCCGGGCGUGACGCGCGGCUUCAGCUGGGUGCGGAUCGACUCGCAGGUGCAGCUGCUCGACUCGCCCGGCAUCAUCCCGGCGAAGCAGGUGUCGCAGCGCGUCGCGUACCGCCUCGCCAUGUGCGACGACAUCGGCGCCGCGGCCUACGACCCGCAGGCGGUCGCGAGUGCGCUCCUCGAGGUACUGCUGUGGCUGCAGCGCCUGUCCCUCGCGGGACGCGUCCUUGACACGUCCCUCGCCGCACAGGCGCUCUGCUCGUGCGGCGAGGAGUACGUGGCUCAGCUGGCGGAGGAGCGAUUCACGGGCGACGUGCAGCGCGCGGCGACGACGCUGCUCAAGGACUUCCGCUCGGGCAGCCUCGGCCGGCUCUGCCUCGAGUGGCCCGCAGAGGGGCAGGGCGAGGAGCGGUGA